Molecule: messenger RNA, 1257 nt
Organism: Acanthisitta chloris (rifleman)
Lineage: Eukaryota; Metazoa; Chordata; Aves; Passeriformes; Acanthisittidae
Gene: GAL3ST2
Product: galactose-3-O-sulfotransferase 2
Exons: 4
Coding region: 1-1257 (418 amino acids)
Biological process (GO): glycoprotein biosynthetic process; glycolipid biosynthetic process
Cellular component (GO): membrane
Molecular function (GO): galactosylceramide sulfotransferase activity
Source: RefSeq, a predicted model, not a curated record
AUGAAGAGCCCUGGGUGCACUCCAAGGCAUAUUAGGUGUCUCAUCAUUUUCAGCCUUUGCCUGGGACUCAUUUUCCUGUCAGGAUUCUUCCAUAUGAGGAAUGAGAAUGAGGGCAAGAUCUCAAAGGUCCACUCAGAGCUGCAGAUCCCUUCCACACCGUGCCGUGCCAAGACCAAUGUCAUGUUCCUCAAGACCCACAAGACAGCCAGCAGCACCAUCCUCAACAUCAUGUUCAGGUUUGCAGAGAGGUACAACCUCACCGUGGCCCUCCCCGUGGACCAGCUGCUCCACCUGGGCUACCCAAAUACUUUCCUGGCUCACUUUGUGGAGGGUUUUGAAGUCAUAGGCCAAAACUACAACAUCAUGUGCAACCACCUGCGGUUUAACCCCUCAGAGGUGCAAAAGGUGAUGGCAGCCAACACUUUCUACUUCUCCAUCCUGAGGAACCCCAUUGCUCUGCUGGAGUCUGCCUACAUCUACUACAAGAGCAAUGUCCCUGCCUUCAGGAGCUCCAAGGAUGUCAAUGAGUACUUAGCAUCACCCAGGAAGUAUUACCACUCAGCAGAUCACCGUGCAAACAUCUAUGCCAGGAAUAUCAUGUGGUUUGAUUUUGGCUAUGACAACAACGCAGAGAAUGACACAGAGUACACCCAGACUGUUUUGGAGGAGAUUGAGCAGAACUUCCACCUCAUCUUGAUAGCAGACUACUUUGAUGAGUCCAUGAUCCUCCUGAAGCACGUGUUGUGCUGGGACCUGGAUGAUGUGGUUUACUUCAAGCUCAAUUCCAGGAGCCAGGACACUGUCCACACCCUGACCCCGGAAAGUGAGGAGCGGAUAAAAGCCUGGUGCUCACUGGACUGGAAGCUCUACUUGCACUUCAACCAGAGCUUCUGGAGGAGAAUUGAGGAGACCAUAGGGCUCGAGGCGCUAGACGAGGAGGUGGAUCAACUGCGAACCAGACAGAAGGAGCUCAUGGAGACCUGUCUCUUGGAGCAAGAGGCAGUGGGGAAGGAUCAUAUCAGGAAUAAAGCUCUCCUGCCUUUUCAGUCAGGGGCUGCAAAUAUCCUGGGGUACAACCUCAGGCAGGAUGUGGACAACAGGACUCUGAGAACCUGCCAGCAACUGGUCAUGCCAGAGCUCCAGUACACAUCCUACCUUUACGCGGUCCAACACCCGAACAAGAAGAGGAAGGAUCUGGGCUUGCCAUUGCUGUGGGACAGUUCCCAGGACAGGGUGCAGCUCCCGACUCCCAGCUAG